AUGCAUUUUUCGAAUUUAUUUCAAAUAUUUCUCUGGGCUCGCGUCGCCGUAAUUGCGUCGUUUUUUAUUACUUUUUUGUUGUUAUGGAAUUACCGAAAUGUUCAAAAUUCUUCACAAUAUCAUGCAAAUUCAAAAGGAAAAUUUGUUUUCGAAGAAAAUUGCACGAGGAGCGGGUGGAAUUUAAAUACAACUGCGGAGCGGACCAUGGACUACGGCACCAGCUUCAUCAUAUCCUUCGCAGACAUUCAAAAAACCUACAAAUGGCUCUACCUACCUGAAACCGACAUCGUCUUGCGGAGCCCUGACAUUCUCAUGAUGGUCGCCUCGAGGACUGAUAGUUUUGCCAGGAGGAAUGUUUUGAGGAAGACUUGGAUGAAUAAGAAUUAUAGUGAAAUUGUGAGGGAUGGACGGAUGAAGGCGCUAUUUUUGGUUGGUAUGGUGUCGGAGGACUAUCGAGUCAGGAGGAUUGUGAUGGAAGAGGCAAAGUUGUAUGGGGAUAUGGUGGUCAUUGAUUUGGAGGAUACUUAUGAUGAUUUGCCGUUUAAGUCCCUCUCCCUGCUGCUCUACGCAGUGAGCAAGGCUCCAGAGUUCAAAGUUAUUGGGAAAAUCGAUGAAGAUGUCAUGUUCUUCCCCGACAAGCUAAUCCCAUUGCUCGAUGGAAAAGUUAUCGAUCCGGAUGCCGCGGCCUUCUACGGGCAGCUCCUGAAAGAGGGGGAACCCGUUAUUAAGAAAAAGGAUGCUCACUGGUACGUACCCGAUUACGCGUACAACUGCACAGGAUACCCAGCAUACGUCGCCGGCCCAUUCUACCUGGCUACUAGGAAAGCCGCCAAGCUGGUGCUGAAAUUCACAAAGUUUCAGAAUUUUAUGACGGUUGAGGACUCCCUUAUCACCGGAAUUCUAGCCAAUGACCUAGGGAUACCGAGGAAAAAUUUGGAGCAUGUGUACAGGCAUGAUUAUGAUAUCCAAGAUAACGAGGGGAAGGAGAUUUUGGCGUGGCAUUCCUUUAAAAAUAAUAUUCCAUAUCGAAAUUUUUUUGUGAAGCGAGUUGCAAGGCAUCGCUACGAGCAGAAUUUGUCCAAUAUGCUUUUGGAGAUUAAUCGCUAA
Molecule: messenger RNA, 1107 nt
Organism: Caenorhabditis elegans
Lineage: Eukaryota; Metazoa; Nematoda; Chromadorea; Rhabditida; Rhabditidae
Gene: C47F8.5
Product: Hexosyltransferase
Exons: 7
Coding region: 1-1107 (368 amino acids)
Biological process (GO): glycoprotein biosynthetic process
Cellular component (GO): Golgi membrane; membrane
Molecular function (GO): hexosyltransferase activity
Source: RefSeq, marked reviewed